Daphnia carinata is the source of this 328-nucleotide messenger RNA. RefSeq names its product probable ATP-dependent RNA helicase vasa-like. Gene Ontology annotation, biological process: gamete generation; cell differentiation. The coding region runs from base 6 to 293 and encodes 95 amino acids. The transcript is spliced from 3 exons. Gene Ontology annotation, molecular function: RNA binding; RNA helicase activity. Gene Ontology annotation, cellular component: P granule; nucleus. The record is from RefSeq and is a predicted model, not a curated record. Lineage: Eukaryota; Metazoa; Arthropoda; Branchiopoda; Diplostraca; Daphniidae.
UAAGAAUGCCAAGACUAACGUUUAUGAAGACUGCAGAUUUCGUCGCUGCAAUUUUGUGCAAUAGCAACUUACAAUCUUCCAGCAUCCAUGGUGAUCGUCUUCAGAGUCAGCGUGAGCAAGCGCUUCGUGAAUUCCAGAAUGGUAUUAGAAAUAUUCUCGUGGCCACUAGUGUUGCUGCACGUGGUUUAAAUAUUGCCGGCAUAAACUAUUUCGUAAGUUAUGACUUGCCAACUGAUAUUGAAGAGUAUGUGUUAGUCGAACGGGCGGCGUGGGAAAUGUUGGCAAAUCAAUAAGCUUCUUUGACGAACAAAAAGAUGGGACAUACCUG